Molecule: messenger RNA, 399 nt
Organism: Pongo pygmaeus (Bornean orangutan)
Lineage: Eukaryota; Metazoa; Chordata; Mammalia; Primates; Hominidae
Product: interferon-induced transmembrane protein 3-like
Exons: 1
Coding region: 1-399 (132 amino acids)
Biological process (GO): response to interferon-alpha; response to type II interferon; host-mediated suppression of symbiont invasion
Cellular component (GO): plasma membrane
Source: RefSeq, a predicted model, not a curated record
AUGAACCACAUUUUCCAAACCUUCUUCACUCCUGCCAACAGCGGCCACCCCCGCAAUUAUGAGAUGCUCAAGGAGGAGCAUGAGGUGGCUGUGGUGGGGGCGCCCCAAAACCCUGCUCCCCUGAUGUCCACCAUGAUCCACUUCCACAGUGAGACCUCCAUGCCUGACCAUGUCGACUGGUCACUGUUCAACACGCUCUUCAUGAACUCCGGCUGCCUGGGCUUCAUAGAAUUUGAGUACUCCAAGAAGUCUAGGGGCAGGAAGAUGGUUGGUGACCUGACCAGGGCCCAGGCCUAUGCCUCCAUCGCCAAGUGCCUGAAUAUCUGGGCCCUGAUCGUGGACAUUGUCAUGACCAUUCUGCUCAUCAUCAUCCCAGUGUUGAUCUUCCAAGUCUAUUGA